Molecule: messenger RNA, 9473 nt
Organism: Polypterus senegalus (gray bichir)
Lineage: Eukaryota; Metazoa; Chordata; Cladistia; Polypteriformes; Polypteridae
Product: atypical kinase COQ8A, mitochondrial-like
Exons: 15
Coding region: 158-1999 (613 amino acids)
Biological process (GO): ubiquinone biosynthetic process
Cellular component (GO): extrinsic component of mitochondrial inner membrane
Molecular function (GO): kinase activity
Source: RefSeq, a predicted model, not a curated record
AAAGGUAUGUGGCAAUCUGCUGUUGCUGGUGGUGGAAGAAGUUGGUAAACAGCGUUGACCUCGAGUGUUGCAGAGUUAAAUGUGGAGCCGGACGUGUACAAGGUUGCUGGGACAGUAGUGUCGAGCAUUAAUUGUUGCUGUCGGCAAAGAAGACACCAUGGCUAGUGAUAUGAUUCUUCUAAUGAGGGGCCUUGCCAAGCUGAGCAAAGCUGUUAUGGAGACCCAAGCAGGCAACUUGCAAAAUUCUGCUGCAGCAAGAGAAGCUCUGUCUACAGCUAGGAGCAUUCAGGUGACUGCAGAGAAAUUUGGAGAAAUACCAACUGGUGAAGAACUAAGUUUUCAGUAUGAAGUCUCAAAUUCUAUACAACAAGCAUCAAGCAGUAAAGAAUUCAUUGAAGUUCACAAAGACACAGAUGCCCAACAAGAGAGAGCUGAAAGUAUGGAAUCUCAAAAAUGUUAUCGGGAUACUUCUAAAGAAAACAACAGAUCAUUUGGAAAAUACAGUGAUGCCAGUAGACAGUCUUUUGAGCAGAAACGGUCAUUUCACCAGGACCAUUCAUCUGUUGGCGGACUCACAGCAGAGGAUAUUAAUAAGGCCAGAGAAGCUAAGACUUCCAGUGACUCUAAGCCUCAUAAACAGAUGCUCAGUGAAAGAGCACGAGAAAGGAAGGUGCCAGUUACUAGAAUUGGAAGACUGGCAAAUUUUGGAGGUCUGGCUGUAGGUCUUGGGAUCGGUGCUCUUGCAGAAGUGGCUAAGAAGAGUUUGCGGUCUGAAGAUCAGAAUGGCAACAAGAAGUCAGUGCUUGAUUCCAGCCCAUUUCUCACAGAAGCUAAUGCAGAGAGGAUUGUACGUACUCUUUGCAAAGUCCGUGGUGCUGCCUUAAAACUUGGACAGAUGCUCAGCAUCCAGGAUGAUGCUUUCAUUAAUCCUCAGCUGGCGAAGAUUUUUGAUCGGGUUCGACAAAGUGCUGACUUCAUGCCCAUGAAACAAAUGAUGAAAGCUCUAAACAAUGACCUUGGUCCAACCUGGCGUGAAAAAGUAGACUUUUUUGAAGAGCGGCCAUUUGCAGCAGCUUCAAUUGGGCAGGUGCAUCUGGCUAGGCUUAAAGAUGGGAGAGAAGUUGCAAUGAAGAUACAGUAUCCUGGAGUUGCUCAAAGUAUAAACAGUGAUGUAACUAAUCUGAUGACCGUUCUCAGCAUGAGCAAUGCAUUGCCUGAAGGGUUGUUCCCCGAACAUUUAAUUGAGGUUAUGAGCCGCGAGUUGGCACUUGAAUGUGAUUAUGAAAGGGAGGCCGAGUGUGCAAGAAAAUUCAAGGAACUGUUAAAGGGCCAUCCCUUCUUCUAUGUUCCAGCUGUCAUUGAUGAGCUCAGCAGCAAGCAUGUCCUGACCACUGAACUUGUAUCUGGAUUUCCAUUGGACCAGGCUACUGAUCUUAGCCAAGACCUUCGAAAUGAAAUAUGUGGCAAUAUUUUGCUACUUUGCUUACGAGAGUUGUUUGAAUUCCGGUUUAUGCAGACUGAUCCCAACUGGUCCAACUUUUUCUAUGAUCCUCAGACCCACAGAGUUGCUCUUCUUGACUUUGGAGCUACAAGAGGAUUUGAUUUGACCUUUACAGAUGCCUAUAUAGAGAUAAUAAAAGCAGCAGCAGAUGGCAGCAGGGAAAAUGUUCUAAAGAAGUCAGUUGAUAUGAAGUUUCUCACUGGUUAUGAAUCAAAGGCUAUGGUGAAUGCCCAUGUAGAUGCUAUCAUGAUCCUUGGAGAAGCUUUUGCUUCCGAAGAACCAUUUAACUUUGACUCUCAGACCACCACUCAGCGUAUUCAUAGUCUUAUUCCAGUAAUGUUAAAGGAAAGGUUGUUGCCUCCCCCAGAAGAGACCUACUCAUUGCACCGGAAAAUGGGCGGCUCUUUUCUUAUUUGUUCACGGCUCAAAGCCAAAAUCAAGUGCAAGUACAUGUUUGAGGAGGCUUAUGAAAAGUACUGGUGUGGAAGAAAAGCGUGACCAAGCAAAUGACUAAAACAAAAGAAAAGCUGUUGGCAUGGUGGUGUUGUUGCUUUGCCUUUAUGUUUUUCAUUUUUUUUAAUAAUUUGAAUGUGCACAGAGAAUAUUUGAUGAAUUUGUUGUAUUUUUCUAACUCUUCUGUAGCCUUUAUCCCACAAAAAUCAAUGCAUAGUAACCAAUGUGUUUUAAAAAAUAAUCAGAUUUUGUCUGUCACAUAUCCUGACAGGUAAUUGUGCAAAAAUCAGAAAAAAAAAAUUUGUUAAUGGAAUUUAUAAAAUAUAAGUAAUUUAAAAAAAGUUAUAAAUUAACCUUUUUGUUAAAGUUGAAUGUAUGAUGUUUUAAAUCAUUAUAGAUCUGUAUGUUUAAAGUAAAUAUUUCAAGUAUCCCUUUACCAGAUUCCACAUAUAAUUUUAGAAUAAAAGACUCAACAUUAAAAAGCAGGCUGUGGCUAAUAGUUAGUAAACCAAACAUUUAUUUGAAAAGAAACAUUGCAAAUUUUACUUGCUAUUUUGUGUUUCAUUAUGAUAAUUACUUUAUAGCCCUCUGGAAAUGGGUCUGUUUUACAUUCCUUCUGCAAGACGACUUUUUUGUUAAGAUAUUGUAUUUGAUGUCACACUAUUUAAUCUAAGAAUGGAAUGUUUGUCAACAAUAGUUUCAAAUAUGUGACACAUGCCUUUUAAAUAACAUAUAAUAAUGGAAAAUGCAAGAAAGGAAGAUGUUCUUCAGCUUUCACCACUUGCCAUAAUGUUUUUUGUUUUCUAUUUGGCAAUUAGUUUUAUUGAUAAUUUUAAAAAAAUAUUCACUAUCACACACUAUUUAAAAAAUAAACAUCUUUUCAUAAGUCAUUUGACUAAGAAAACGAGUUAGCAUUAUUCAGAGUGUUUGUGUUAAUAUAAUAUGGAUCACAUAAAGACAUUGCCUGCUUAUUUAAAAUGUAUACCUCUUAUCAGUUUCUUUGAAAUUUUAAGAUGUUUAUAGUUGUGUUUUAGUAAAUUUGCACUAGUUCUUUGCAAAGCAGCAUCUAAAAAAUGAAUGGUGAUAAUAUUGUGGGAAAGUUUCUACUGUAUGUCUUCUUUUAAAUAAGAAGCCUAGAAUAUCUGCGGGGGAGAUGGGUCUAAACACUGACUUCCAGGUAGUUGAAUUUUUUUUUAAUGUCUCCUCCACAAAAGUCAACAAAGACGGCUGAAUCAGUAUAUUUGAGAAUUUUCAAGCUUUAUAUUUUUUCACCAAUAUCAGACUCCUUUGGGGAAGAAAUGGCUUGCUCCAUUGAAGUAGACCCCACAUUAGAAUCUGCAUCAGUUCUUUCCCUAGUCAAUAAUAAGGCAUUGCAACUCCUUACACCAGUACUGUAUAUUUUGACCAAACACACCCUUUAGGAGCAUACCAGGCUACUUGUUGUGUGCGUGUGUCACACCAAAGAAUUUAAUUGGAGUAUUAUCUUUUUAUUACUUUUUUAAUACAUGAGCUUUGUUACAAUUAAUGUUAUCUUUUGUAACUGUUGCUUCUCUGCUGUGAAUAGGUCUUUUGUGUUAUCAACACUAAAGUGAUUAUAAUUAUCAACUAGUCAUUUUACUGAACACAGUUUUUUCAAUAGUAGAGUCACAGGAAGAUAGACAUGUCCCAGCAGCAUUAGACACAAGGCAGUAACCAACUCUGGUUCCUGCUGCCACCCCAUGAGAGGGUACAAAUACUCACACAUGGGCAAUUUGUAGUCCUCAGCUGACCUAAUCUGCAUAUUGCAAUUUGAAAGUGAGCCAGACUAAGACACAGCAAGCAUGCGAGUUCAGUGAAAUCAUGGAAACAUUCAGGAACUUUGCCAAACUUGGGAGGGUGAGGGGAGGGUGGAUAUGCAUUGAAGGCAAUCGGGAAAUGGGAAAUGAACUAGUUUUGAGUGGAUUAUAGUGCUGCAGUUGUAUUUUAAGUUUCCUUGAGGGUUAAGAAAGCAUCUGUCAACUGUGCUGGAUUGAUUGUGUCUAGCAAUGUGAACUGAGCUAUUAGGCAGCAGUAUUACUACUGUGCCUUAAGCAACAAAAGACACCGGAGGAAUGAUGUUCACAAACAAAAUACAAUAAGUGGCCACAAACUAGCAAUAAGUUUAAAAAAAAAAAUACACUGAUUAGCCAUGCCGCUCUGGGUUUUUGAAGUUGCACUCCACUGCUUUCAUAUCUUUUUUGCAUAUGAUCUAUCUGUAUAGAUGCUUUGCACUUUUUUUUCCAUCAAAAAGACAGAAACAUGUUGUAAAUAGUAAUAAAUGUAUCAUUAUUAUUACUUCACUGUUUUCCAUCUCAGGGAGGGAGAGGGCUCCUUUAAGAUUUGUUGUGACUCGACACUGUGCUGCAUGUCUAAUUGUGCAUGCAUUUGGUUUAGCGUGCACAAUUUGCCAUGUGGUGUGAUAGCACAUAGAAAUUAGAGCUAUAUAGUUGGUGGUAAUGGUUGAUUUGAGCUAAUACUCUGUACCGACACUUGAGCAAGGAGGAUAACAUCUUUAAAUCCAGCAGUGAAGACACAACAUAUAAUGAAUCUAUACAGAACAAGGUUGUAUUUUCAUAAUUUUUUCAUUAUGCUCAACUAAUGUACCCCUCAAGUGAAAAUACUGAAAGUUUUUUUUUUUAAGUGGGGUAUAAAUCCAUCCAGAGGACUGAUCAUGUAAUGGCAUCAUGAAUGUGUGUAUACACCAUAUAUUUAUGCAUGCACAAAGCAGAUCAGGCAGUGUCAUAUAGUACUUGUUUGAAAGUUCUGCACAUGUUUUGAUCAGGUAGUGACAUUCUCAUCCAGCAUGGUUACUAUAAAGCCUUUAUGAUGUCAAAAGCACCAUGUAAUCUUAAAGUCUGUUUUUCUAGUUUAAGGUCUUCAUAGGAAUGCAAGGCAGAAACAAACCUAAAUGAGACAAAUCCCCACUUUGACAGAAUGGGUCAGUUUAAUACUACUUGUUAGCCUACCAUUCAUGUCUGUAAACAUAGUACCCACAGACACAUUUUCAUAUUGUACAAAGCAUUACAGUAGACCUCUUUAUGAAGCAUAUAAAAUAAAAAUGUAUUUAGUCAUCCAUCCAGUUUCUGAGCAUGCUAAUUCAUGGUUGCUGUGAUGAAGUUAUGGAAAUUAAUAAAAUGAAUUAACAUUUGACUAUAAAAUAAUAAUGAGCAGUAAGGGUUUUUAACUCUUAGCAGUGUGGCUGAACAAUAACUAUAUGCAUAAUUACAGUAUACGGUAUAUAAAGCACAUUAUCUGAGAUUGACACUGCCCUUUUCAGUGUCAGGCCAUCCUUUGCAUGAAUUGUGGGAAACUAACCCAGAACAAUCAAAGAAGGCCAGCUUCAGAGUGGCUAACUAAAAGACUUUCAUACAUUUAAGUGUUUAUAGGCUUUAGGAUAGGGGGUGAUACUGGGCUUGCUUACCUGCAGAUGUUAUAUUUUAGAAUAAUUUGCACAUGUGCAAUGAUUCAAACAGAGACCUAGAGGAUAUAACAUGAUUUUGUAUUUAUUUUAAGUCAUUUUUUUUAUUAUUGUAAAAAAGAAAAAAAAGUUAAGUCAGUAGUUCACAAUCAAUUGCAAAGUUUGGUUUAAAAUAGUUCCUACAGCAAAUUCUUGAUAAAAAUUGUUUCACAGUGUUUAUGGCUUUUUCUUCCUUUAUUAAUAAAUCUGUCCUAAAUAAUAUGAGGCAAUUAAAGUAAUCUUCAGUGAAGGUUCAGGUUUCAUGCUUCACUGAAUUAUAUGCAUAAAAAACAGAUAUCUAUAAAAUUAUUUUAUUUGAGUUUCUUUUGUACAAUACGAGGAGAAUGUUACACACUAACAAUUAUUUAGAUACAGUUACUAUAAAGCACAACAGUAUGUAAUUUAUAAUGUACUCUGUACUAAGCAUGUGUAAGUUAGUUACUUUUAGAGUUUUUUUAAUAAUCCCAGUGGUACUGCAGCAGUAUAAUCUGAAACAAAAAGUGUGUCAUUUAAUUUUUUUAAAUGUUAUGUUUUUUUCCAAAAUGAAUUUUAUUUGUUGUUAAAUCCAUCAAACUGCAUACAUAAAAAUACUCUUGAUACAGACACUGUUUUAAUAAAUUUAUUGACUUCACAUACAUUUGAGGUGCACUCCUGAUAAGAGCUCUUUCUCUUUGUAUCCUACUGUCGGAAUAAGUAGUGUUAGGAGAUUAAUCUAGUUUUCAUAUAUUUAGUAGAGAUAAAUGUGAAAUUAAUGUUUAUAUUAAUGUUUCUUUUAUUUCCAUGUGCUAUUUUUAUUUUAAUCUGUUUAUUCCUUUUGGCAUUUUCUUGAUUCCUUUUGUCAUUUUCUUGACAUCAUUGCAUCACACUUCAUGCAUUUGUUUUUGAAAAGGGUGUCACCUUUUUGAGCUUCUAUAUUUCAUGAACUCUUUUGUUUCAAGGGUCUGGUCGCUAUGAUAACCCAAGUCUGCUAGGAUUGUGACAUGACCACUUAGAAUAGUGCUUGAGCAACCAAAAAUAAUGAUUUUGGAACAAAAUUUUUUGAUCUUCAGUGUAAGAGACCUAAGCAAUGACUCUGAAUACCUUCUGGCCAAAUUCUUCAAAUAAAUCUUGGCAUACAGCUUACGCUACUACUGUGAAAAUUUUCUAGUAGUAUACACUUCUCAUUCCUAUUCAAAGAAUAUAUUUGUUAAAUAUGGCAUUUCAAAAAGCUGCUCAAAGGCUGUGCCAGACGGUUUUGGAAAUGAAACUGUCCCAAGAGAAAACGUAAGAUUAUAGGAAACAUUAAUUGACUCGCUGACAUAAGGCAUUUUUUACAAAGAACUGCCAGUUCUGAUGUAGCCCAAGUUCCCAUAUAACACUUUAUGUUAGGCAUAAAGUUCUACAACAUGACAUAAUAUGCAUAAUUUGACUAAAAAAGAUAAUUAUACAUACAUUUUUAUCUGCAGUUUUUUUAAAAAAAGAAGGUGCAUGUCUAAGUAAUUUCAGUAAUAAGUGACAAAGAAAAUCAUGAGGAGUGAUAAAGGACUUUGUUAAUUUCUUGGAGCUACACCUAAGAAUUGUUUUUAUCUGCUCCAGUAAACAAUGUAUUCUUGUUUAUAUUCCUAACAUUUUGAUUUUUAUUAGAAUUAGGUUUACAAGUGUUUUGAGAGACAAGCAAACAGACAAACUACCCUAGGAAGAAAUGAGGAUUUUUUUAGAGUUUUUAGAACUUUGUGUUCUUUCUGUAAUUAACUUUUGCAUGUGUGUGUUUCAUAGUUUUUGAAAUCACCAGGAAGGUUCUUGCUAUACUUAAUUGUAGAAGCACGUGACUUUGAUAGUCACCUUGUCUCAUUAUAAUCCAAACUUGUUCUGUGAUAUGAAUAUAAAUAGUGGUGCCACAUUACAGUUAAAGCUAAGUUAAGAUCUUUCUUUUUAAAGCAUGUUUAUAAAAUUUGAUAGCAACACAGAUUUCUAUGAAGCAACAAUUUUCCAGAACUUUAAUCACAUUUGGAAAAUAUAGGGUAUCUACAGAAAGCAGAUAAUUGUUACGAGUAGUUUUUUGUCCUAAUAAGCUAUAUAUAUUUUCUGUCACUGCACAAACCUUAAAUCAUGUUAAACACUAUUUUUUUUAGUAAUGAAAAGUGAAUCAAAGAAAAUUACAUGUUUAUGUCUCACAUGUUCACUUAACAUUCUUAAAUCUUUUGUGAUCCAAUAGGGUAUUGCCUUGGUCCAGAACUUGUCCCUGCAGUAUCAGGUGAAAGGCAUUGUGUAAUCAUAUAGAUGUCAUCUAUUUAUUAUCUUGUAAGCUUUAAUUAUAAGGCAUAACAUUAUAAUGACAAUCUCAAACCUUGAAACGUCAUUUUUAUGUUUGUUGGGUUGGUCUGUGGGUGUUGUAAAGAUCCUUAAAUUCAUAACCUUGAUUUUCUAUCACUAAAAUGAGUUCUGAUAAAGUCAUAAUAACAAUGUUAUUAUACAAAUUGUAAAAUAUGCUGGUCAUGUAACACUCAGUCUUGUGUGAUAUAUGGUGUUUACACAAGGCCAGUGCUUCUCAGGUUCCAUCCUGAGGCCCUUCCACUGUAGCUGCAAUUUUCCCCUCCAACCAGUUUCACAAUCACUGGAUCACUUUAUCUCUAAUUGAACUCGUUGUUUACCUGCCUUUUUCUUCUUCUCAUAUUUUGUCUUCAAAAGUAGUACAGUAGCGCAAAAUAUAUAAAAUUUAGAUAUAUUUGUGUUUUUGCUGUUACUUGAAGUGUUUUACUCUCUUUUGACAUUUUCUUAUUAAUUAAUCUUGGAGUUUGCUCUUUUAGUUGUAUCCUAAUAAUAAUGAUUAACAACGAGCAGAGCAAACACAGGGUAAAUGACACAGAAUGCUAAUAGGUAGCAGUUACUUCAGUGUCAGAUCCAUUAGUGAGCGCAUUAGUAAAUAUGUAGUUAAAUAGGCAGAACACAGUACAGUUACAGCUAAGAUUCCAUAAUCUUGUGUGUGUGCAAAAGUGGAAUGAAAGCAAUGAUUAUGAGCGGAAGAAUCUUCAAAACCAAGUUAAAAAGGUUAAUUAAUCUAAUGUAAAAUACAUUAAUUAUUACUAAAUUCCAAUAUAAAAUUUAGCAAAUCUGGUUUUGUAAUUUUUCUAGUUGUCAACAAAACACAGAAGCUAGUAAUUAACUGCUGUCUUUGAUGAAGAUAAAAGUGUACUUAAAAAAAAUAAAUAAAUAAAAAAAGCAGAGAAUCUGUUUGGGAUGAUAAUCUGCAUCCACAGUGGGCUUUCAGAGCUCAACCUGAAAUCCACUGCACCAAGAGUCAGCCUUAUGUGUAAAAUGAACAUUACACCAUGACAGUAGAGCUGUCGUAGAUGACAGCCAUCACUGGAGACAAAAGUUUAAAUGGCAUGUUUAGAACUGGCAGGCCUUCAGUGUGUGCAUCACGUGUGGUAUGCUUUCAUUUUGAAUUUGACAUGCCACAAGUUAUUGCAUCUAAUCUCAACUCAGCUACUAGCAGGAGGUCCUGUAUAUUUCUUCUAGAUGAGUUAUUGUAAAAUGCACAGUGCACAGUAGAAUUUGUGAAAAUGACAGUAUUCAAACAGAACUUGAUAUGUUCUGAUUUUUUUCCCCAUACCUUUCUCAAUUUUUACGAUGGAAAAACAACUGCAAUGCCUCUGUUUUUUUUUUUAAUAAGGAAUUUUUGACAGCCUUGUGGCAAUAAAUAGAAGAUUUUCUACAGGGAUGAACUGUAAAUGAUGACAUGUUUAAGAUGCACCCACACUGCACUAUGAUCCACUACUUAUGCUUCAUUUUAUGUUACCACUUGUCAUAUUUCUAAGCUAUGUAACCUUGUUUCUUUAUUUCCUCUUUAAAGGGAACAUUUUAAAAGUAUUCUUGAAACCUUACCUAAGGACGUGCACAUUCUGUUGGUUAAUUUAAGGUGUUUUUUUUUUUGAGCUUAUUGCAUUUGAGGAAUAAACAGAGAAAACAAUUUAAAAGAUUUAUUUUUUUAAUUGCAUUAAGUCUGUGUGGCAUUUAUGGAGUUUUGUAAAAUUAAUAUAAAAUAAAGUCAGUGCAUUUGACUCU